GUCAAAAUCAUGUGGGCAAUAUGCAAAAUGAUUUAUUUUCCAAGGUUUCUUUACAAUUAUCCAACUUUAAAACUUAUAUAUCAGUUAAAAUGACUUAAUCAACGUGUAGUAAUAUAAUGGGACCAAUAAAUAUUCUACAUUUAGUAUCCUUCUUGGAUUUGUUAGCUGUUGGCCUUACUUAUCCAUUAUUCAGCACACAUUUAAAAGACCUUGGGGCUUCUAAAUUUACUAUAGGUAUUUUAAGUUCUACUUAUGCAGGAAUACAAGUUUUAGCUGGUCCUAUAAUUGGUAGUUGGAGUGAUGUAAGAGAUAGAAAGUCUGUACUACAAAUUACUGUUAUACUAUGUGCAAUUUUAUAUGGUUUACUAGGAAUUCCGAAAUCAAUUAUAGGAAUAUUUUUAAUUCGGUUUUGUUUAGGCAUGUGUAAACAUACACAAACACUCACAAAAGCCAUUAUUACUGAUGUUAUAACACCAAAAGAAAGAAGCGCUGCUUUUGGAAAAUCGACAGCUUGGGGUAACCUGGGAUUUAUUAUAGGACCUUUAAUUGGAGGUUACUUGUCGGAAUAUCCAAAUGGGUUUAUGUAUGUCUGUUUAAUAACCUCUGGUCUCUUCAUUUUAAAUUUAGGAAUUACUGUUAACUUGCCAGAAGAGCCCACUAAAAAGCACAAAUAUGACUCACUACUAACAGGAAUAAAGACUGAAUUUAAAAAAUCGCUCAGGGAAUUGAUUGAAGUUGACUGGAAGGCCCACUGGGUCAGUUUUCUCUUAAGAUUUUUAUUUGGAUUGUGUUCAUCAGCAUAUUUUAGCAAUCAAGUUUUGUACCUUAAAGAAAAACAUGGCUUGUCCCAAAAACAUAUAGGUUACACAAUAUCCAUAUACAGCAGCAUUGGAAUGAUAGUGGCUCUGUAUUUGGAAAAGAUUAAUAGUUUUUAUAAAAAUGACAGAACAGGCUACCAACAAUUAUUUCAUUUUUUUGCAAUCUUUGCUUUAAGUUUCUAUUUCAUUUAUGUUUCACCUAAUUUAUUCACUUAUAUGUUGUGUCUUAUACCUCUAGCAAUAUCGUCAAUCGUUAUAAGAGUAAUUAGUAUGGAUUUAUUAAUGAAGGAAUCAAACGGGGUUAAAAGAGGAUCUCUAUCGGGAGCUUCAAACAGUAUAAUGUCAAUUGCUAGGUUUGUUUCGCCACUUUUUUCGGGUAUUAUGGUGGACUUUUUUGGGCAGAGUGUGAUAUUAAUGUCUGUCCUACCUGCCACUUUAGGUAUGGGUUUAAGCUGGUAUUUUAAUUUAAAACGGAAGAUACAUUAAUGUAUAUACAAUUAAAACAAUUUUUAAGACCUAAGCUCUUUAUUUACAAUCUACAUUACCACACUAUCAUCCCCCACAAUUUACCAAACAGUUUGGCUGUUAGGACAUAAACUGGCAUGAAAAUUAACCCGACUAUUAAAAAUAUGACUAUUAAUAUUAAGAAAAGUUCUCCGCAAAAUAUAAUGGUUUUCAUUACUUUAUCCUUGGGCUCCUCAGUUUCCAGUAUAUCUAUGAGUUUAUCAAGGAUGAAUCUGAUUAAAUAAACGAAUCCUUCAACAAGUGGUAGAAGAUUCCAUAACAUUACCAGUAUUGUCAACCCUGCUGUGUAUGCUUGAGAUAUCAGUGAAGUUAUCAGGUUCAUGAAUGUAAUGGUUCUGAAAAUGCGUCAAUAAAAUACAGGGUGUUUUCUUAGUGAUUAAAG
Molecule: messenger RNA, 1725 nt
Organism: Brassicogethes aeneus
Lineage: Eukaryota; Metazoa; Arthropoda; Insecta; Coleoptera; Nitidulidae
Source: the annotation of a GenBank genome assembly